Molecule: messenger RNA, 1992 nt
Organism: Sphaerodactylus townsendi
Lineage: Eukaryota; Metazoa; Chordata; Lepidosauria; Squamata; Sphaerodactylidae
Gene: NOXRED1
Product: NADP dependent oxidoreductase domain containing 1
Exons: 7
Coding region: 508-1725 (405 amino acids)
Biological process (GO): L-proline biosynthetic process
Molecular function (GO): pyrroline-5-carboxylate reductase activity
Source: RefSeq, a predicted model, not a curated record
UUCAAAUCAGAUUUUUCACAGCAGGUAUAAACAGAUGCUGAAAAGACAAAUCAACCUUUUUACUAGCAUUUACAUAAUUUAAUUGUGAAUAUAACAUUCACAUUUGCAAGGUUACAAAACAGAUUCAAACAGGUCUGAUGACAUGAAUUCAUGACAAUAUGAACUGAUUUCUACAUUGUAGGUCACCUUUAGAUGUUAAUUUUGUUCAGAUUCUCUGGUAGGCUGGAGAUGCUUUUCUGUUUCUUUGAAGAGUAUAACUGUGAAGUCAACUACUAAAGCAAAUACACCAAGGUUCUAGAAACACACUUUGGUAACUAAGCAUUUGCUAUGGCAACAUUUGCUUGGAAUGUGAUACUGGCUAGCUCUCAGAAUGGCAGUUGAGUUGGAAUGGGAGACUUACAGAAAGAAAAUUAUCUUGGUGUACAGUAGCUGCUCAAUGUUUCCAGCAAGUGUGAGAUCUUGGAAGCAGCUGCUGCUUGCUACACACGAAUUUUGUUCACGUUCAAGAUGACUGAUCUUAUGCUGAAUCUGAAGACCUUUGAGCCUGAUUAUGGAGUAGAGGCAACUGAGGAGCACCUCCUACCCUUGAAAAACUCUGCCAAAGGGCUGACAGUGAAUGCGUGUGCCCAUGCAGUCUUCUUCUGCCAGUUGCUUGAGGCCACCAAGCAGAAACAGAAGAUUAAUGAGAGAAUACCUCUUUAUGCCCAGGAACUGAAGGAAACAAAACAUCUAAGCCUGAGGAUUGGAAUAAUUGGGGGAGGCCAUGUUGGAAAACAGCUGGCCAGAGUGCUCCUGGAACUGGGUGGCUUUCCAGGAAAUAAUAUCCAGAUCUCCACAAGGCAGCCAGAGACUCUUUCAGAAUUUCAGGUACUGGGAGUUGACUGCUUUUACAACAACAGGAAGCUGGUGGGCUGGGCAGAUGUUGUGUUUCUCUGCUGCCUCCCAUCUCACCUUCCACACAUCUGCUCAGAAGUUCACAAGGAGCUCAGAAAAUCUUCUGUUAUAUACAGCCUAGUCACAGCUAUCUCUCUGUCCAGGCUGAAGCAACUCCUUUCUUCCAGCGCUAUCUUGAGGCCACAGUACAUAUUCACAGAUGGUAGCCCUCUCACAUUGUGGGAGAUGAGCAGGACUGUGGUAGAAGCUCUCAAAGACCCAGAUGUUGUGCAAGCUACGUGUCCCCUUGGCCCUAUGGGAGCAAUUGCUGUCAAGCCAAAGUGGCUAGAAGCUGUUUUCUAUGCUGCUCUAAAUAGCUAUACAUGCCAAGAUUUACCCUAUACAGAGGCCCUGAAGUUACUUAACAAAGUAUGUUUUCCUGAGGAUGCCACCACACCCUCUGAGGAACAGAAAUCACCACCACCACCACCACCACCACCACCACCACUCUUCGUUUGUGAAAAUUUUAUCAACGAGGCUUUUGCUUCCUCCCUGACACCUGAUGAUACUUUCCCCUGGUUUGACCUGACAACUGUACAGCUAAAGGAGUCUCCCCUUAGCCAGCUCCUACCAACGAGUACAUCUUUGCAGCAUAGCAUUGCUUCACUGUAUUGUAAUGUCAUUGCUUUAUUGGCCACGGAAAGCACGGCACACAUCUCUAAGAAGAUUCCUCUAUCAGCUGUGCUAUUACAUCCCACCACAAAUCAGGAAUUAUCAGCAUCUAGCGGAAGUGGGAUUUGUCCAAAUAAUACAGAGGAAGCAUCUAGUAGUGAAUCUGAAGACAUAAAUUAACUAUUAUGUAAUUCAGGCUGUUUUGAAGUAGAAAGACUUACCCUGAGUACUAGCCACCCAUCCUACUUGCACUGUAACAGUCCAAGUAAUUAGUUACUUGUAGUGCAGCUAUGUUACUGGAGGAUAUUUUUGCAAUGGAAAAAUCAGAAGCAUAUUAAGAGGGGGACAUUUUUAAAAAUCUGGAGGCAAUUAGUAUGUUGCGGCAAAAUAAAGUGGAAAGAAUUAUUCAAGAACUAGUUCUUUAAGCCUAUAUUCUCCUGCUUUUAA